AAUUACUGAAUAAGUCAAAAAUGAAUGGAGCAGUUCUUCAUCAAGUUAGAACAACAGUAGCAUGAGAAACCAUUUCUUAAAACAAUAUGCAGAUGAGGUUUUUGCUGACUUUUCAAGCUUUCAACUAUAAAGAAGAAGUUGAUCUCUACAAGCAGCUUAUUUUGCACAUUUGUCUCCUUGAUAAUUAGCUGUUCUGCAUUUUUUAACAGAAAUGCAGAACAGAAAGAAAAACUGAUGACCCUGCUGCUGAUGCCACAUUUAAGAUGGUAUUUUUUCAGUACUAUUAGGGUAUUGUUGACGAUGCUAAACUCAUAAACUAAACUGAUGAAGUUAUCAUUAUCAUCAGUAAUCAUUGUGGGUUUUGUUGAUUUAAAAAGUAAUGGAUUACAUUAUAGAUUACUUGUUACUUUUAAGGGGGGAAAAUGUCCCAGCUGGCCAAAACUAAGACCAACAUAUAGAAUAACAGAGGUAAAGACUGCACUACCAUUCCACCCACUAUGCUUACCAAGUAAUAUAAUUAUUGCUUAAACAUAACUUUUCAGGAACAGAACAGAAGAAAUCAUGUCCCAAAAACCACAGAGAGACUGUGUUGGUGUUUGUGAUCAAAGAAGAAAACGUUUAUAUCAGCCGAAGUGUUUAACUCUUCAACAUAUGUGACAACAUGAUUCUACUGUAUCACAUGCAGAGUAAUCUGUUAAAUUCACCAAAUCUGCCCAGGCCACUGUGGCUCCAGCAUUGAAACUGAGCAUCUUCUGAAGCUAGCAAAAAUUUGUAAACCCUCAUGAAAUAGGCUAUACUAGUAGCUGCUAGCACUUUAAGCUAGUUUUUAGCCUGUUUUGUUUACACUGUGGCAAAUUGGAAAUAGCAGCUAUUGGCAGAUUCUGUUUGUAAUAUAUUCAUCAACCUAAAAUAUCCUUGUGUUACUUUGAUACUGAAGAAAAUAUUAAAGCUGUUCAGGUAAGUAUCUGUUUUACAUUAAGCUUAUUUAAGUUUAUUUUGGACUGGUGAUUCAUAAGACAUAACAUUAUCUUUUGAGUGAGUCAAUAUGACCCUCUGUCUCACUCUAAUAUUGGUAUAAUAUUUGUACACUAUGGUAGCUUUACUGUUUCUCCUGAUGUGCAUCACUGCUCAUGUAGCUUCAGAUUGGUGAUUGGUCAUGUCUAAAGAAGCAGCAGCUACUUUCAGCUUCUCACUUGUUCACAAAGGGUCACCACAGCAGGUAGCUCAGUGUAUUUAUGAACUGGAUCCCCUCUUUGCACAGCCCCAAAAGGAAUUUUUGUCCCUUUUUAGAUAACACUUUUGGAAAUGUGGAAAAAUUCUGAAAGUGAAACUGAAAUUCUUGGUUUUUUUCUUGUUUUUUUUUUUAAACCAUUUAUAAUGUAGAAUUUUACAUGGACAAAAUAGAAAUGCAGUCGUGGUCUCAGUUAUUCAUUCCAAAACAAUUUGGACACACAUUUAUUGCUUUGCACUGUGAAACCAACAUGUGCUUUAAUACAUUCUCUGCUAACACACUGAUGCACAGUUUUGAUUCUUCUCUCUAGUCUCUUUUCUCUUCAUGACAUCUUCACCGGUUGCAGAUGGUCAGAUCAGACUAGUUGGGUCUGGGUCCACUCGGUGCUCUGGAAGAGUUGAAAUCUAUCACAGUGGCUCCUGGGGAACAGUGUGUGAUGAUGACUGGGACUUAAAUGAUGCUGGCGUGGUCUGCAGACAGCUGGGCUGUGGGGCAGCAGAGAGUGUCCAUCAAUCAGCUCACUUUGGUCAAGGUACAGGACAAAUCUGGCUUGAUAAUGUGGCCUGUUCAGGAACUGAAAGUUCUCUAACCGCGUGUCAACACAGAGGAUUUGGGACACAUAACUGUGGGCAUAGUGAGGAUGCUGGUGUCACAUGUUCAGUUGGCCAGAUAAGAUUAGUUGGAUCAACUCAGUGCUCUGGAAGAGUUGAAAUCUAUCACAGAGGCUCCUGGGGAACAGUGUGUGAUGAUGACUGGGACUUAAAUGGUGCAAAAGUGGUGUGCAGACAGCUGGGCUGUGGGGCAGCAGUGAAUGCCUAUCCAUCAGCUCACUUUGGUCAAGGUACAGGACAAAUUUGGCUUGAUGAUGUGGCCUGUUCAGGAAGUGAAAGCUCUCUAACUGCAUGUCGCCACAGUGGAUUUGGGACACAUAACUGUGGGCAUGGUGAGGAUGCUGGCGUUGCCUGUUUAGACAAACCAAAACCCAGGAUUUCCAUCAAUCCUUCUGGUCAAGUUACCUGGGGUCAGAAUGUCGCUAUCACAUGUUCGAUCACAGGUGAUCAGUUAAGUGGAGCAUUUAUCUUCACAAAGACCUCAGGCUCAUUCAGCAGGAGAAUAACAUCAAGCAGUAACGCUGCUACCCUCAGUAUCUCUAAUGUAAACCUUGACAAUGAGGGAUCAUACCAGUGUCAGUUUCAGAGGGAUUUGAUUCCAGACUCCAACGCCCCUCUAAGUGAUUCUGUGAGACUCUCAGUGACAGUCAACCUCCCAAAGCCCAGAAUCACCAAGAAUAUUAUUGGUGCAGUAACCUGGGGUCAAGCUGUUACCAUCACUUGUUCAAUCUCAACUCAGCAUUUAGGUGGAACAUUCACUCUGCAGCAGACCUCAGGCCCAUUCAGAAAGACCCAAACAUCAAGUAGAAACUCUGUUACCUUCAAUAUCCCUCAAGUGACCUUCAGUAAUGAGGGGUCGUACCAGUGUCAGUAUCAGACAAGAGUUUCAAGUCGAGACUUCAGCUCCCCUCAGAGUGACCCUGUCAGAGUUUCUGUUACUGUAAUCCUCCCAAAGCCCAGCAUCUCUAAGAGUCCAGUUGGAGAGUUGACCUGGGGUCAAGACGUUAGCAUCACUUGUUCAAUCUCAACUCAGCAUUUAGGUGGAACAUUCACUCUGCAGCAGAGCUCAGGCUCAUUCAGGAAAAGCCAAACAUCGAGCACAAACUCUGCUACCUUCAAUAUCCCUCAAGUGACCUUCAGUAACGAGGGAUCGUACCAGUGUCAGUAUCAGACAAGGAUUUCAAGUCGAGACUUCAGGUCCCCACAAAGUGAUUCUGUUAGAGUUUCUAUUUCUGUGAUCCUGCCAAAGCCCAGCAUCUCCAUGAUUCCUGUGGGGAAUGUGACCUGGGGCCAAACUGUUAGCAUCACUUGUUCAAUCUCAACUCAGCAUUUAGGUGGAACAUUCACUCUGCAGCAGAGCUCAGGCUCAUUCAGAAAAAGCCAAACAUCGAGCACAAACUCUGUUACCUUUAAUAUCCCUCAAGUGACCUUCAGUAAUGAGGGAUCGUACCAGUGUCAGUAUCAGACAAGAGUUUCAAGUCGAGACUUCAGCUCCCCUCAGAGUGAUCCUGUCAGAGUUUCUGUUACUGUAAUCCUGCCAAAGCCCAGCAUCUCUAAGAGUCCAGUUGGAGAGUUGACCUGGGGUCAAGACGUUAGCAUCACUUGUUCAAUCUCAACUCAGCAUUUAGGUGGAACAUUCACUCUGCAGCAGACCUCAGGCCCAUUCAGAAAGACCCAAACAUCAAGUAGAAACUCUGUUACCUUCAAUAUCCCUCAAGUGACCUUCAGUAAUGAGGGGUCGUACCAGUGUCAGUAUCAGACAAGAGUUUCAAGUCGAGACUUCAGAUCCCCACAGAGUGAUUCUAUGAGAGUUUCUGUUACUGUGAUCCUGCCAAAGCCCAGCAUCUCCAUGAUUCCUGUGGGGAAGGUGACCUGGGGCCAAACUGUUAGCAUCACUUGUUCAAUCUCAACUCAGCAUUUAGGUGGAACAUUCACUCUGCAGCAGACCUCAGGCUCAUUCAGAAAGACCCAAACAUCAAGUAGAAACUCUGUUACCUUCAAUAUCCCUCAAGUGACCUUCAGUAAUGAGGGGUCGUACCAGUGUCAGUAUCAGACAAGAGUUUCAAGUCGAGACUUCAGCUCCCCUCAGAGUGACCCUGUCAGAGUUUCUGUUACUGUAAUCCUCCCAAAGCCCGGCAUCUCUAAGAGUCCAGUUGGAGAGUUGACCUGGGGUCAAGACGUUAGCAUCACUUGUUCAAUCUCAACUCAGCAUUUAGGUGGAACAUUCACUCUGCAGCAGAGCUCAGGCUCAUUCAGAAAAAGCCAAACAUCGAGCACAAACUCUGCUACCUUUAAUAUCCCUCAAGUGACCUUCAGUAAUGAGGGAUCGUACCAGUGUCAGUAUCAGACAAGAGUUUCAAGUCGAGACUUCAGCUCCCCUCAGAGUGACCCUGUCAGAGUUUCUGUUACUGUAAUCCUCCCAAAGCCCAGCAUCUCUAAGAGUCCAGUUGGAGAGUUGACCUGGGGUCAAGACGUUAGCAUCACUUGUUCAAUCUCAACUCAGCAUUUAGGUGGAACAUUCACUCUGCAGCAGAGCUCAGGCUCAUUCAGGAAAAGCCAAACAUCGAGCACAAACUCUGCUACCUUCAAUAUCCCUCAAGUGACCUUCAGUAACGAGGGAUCGUACCAGUGUCAGUAUCAGACAAGGAUUUCAAGUCGAGACUUCAGGUCCCCACAAAGUGAUUCUGUUAGAGUUUCUAUUUCUGUGAUCCUGCCAAAGCCCAGCAUCUCCAUGAUUCCUGUGGGGAAUGUGACCUGGGGCCAAACUGUUAGCAUCACUUGUUCAAUCUCAACUCAGCAUUUAGGUGGAACAUUCACUCUGCAGCAGAGCUCAGGCUCAUUCAGAAAAAGCCAAACAUCGAGCACAAACUCUGUUACCUUUAAUAUCCCUCAAGUGACCUUCAGUAAUGAGGGAUCGUACCAGUGUCAGUAUCAGACAAGAGUUUCAAGUCGAGACUUCAGCUCCCCUCAGAGUGAUCCUGUCAGAGUUUCUGUUACUGUAAUCCUGCCAAAGCCCAGCAUCUCUAAGAGUCCAGUUGGAGAGUUGACCUGGGGUCAAGACGUUAGCAUCACUUGUUCAAUCUCAACUCAGCAUUUAGGUGGAACAUUCACUCUGCAGCAGACCUCAGGCUCAUUCAGGAAAAGCCAAACAUCGAGCACAAACUCUGUUACCUUCAAUAUCCCUCAAGUGACCUUCAGUAACGAGGGAUCGUACCAGUGUCAGUAUCAGACAAGGAUUUCAAGUCGAGACUUCAGGUCCCCACAAAGUGAUUCUGUUAGAGUUUCUAUUUCUGUGAUCCUGCCAAAGCCCAGCAUCUCCAUGAUUCCUGUGGGGAAUGUGACCUGGGGCCAAACUGUUAGCAUCACUUGUUCAAUCUCAACUCAGCAUUUAGGUGGAACAUUCACUCUGCAGCAGAGCUCAGGCUCAUUCAGAAAAAGCCAAACAUCGAGCACAAACUCUGUUACCUUCAAUAUCCCUCAAGUGAAUUUCAAUAACGAGGGAUCGUACCAGUGUCAGUAUCAGACAAGGAUUUCAGGGCGGGAAUUCAGCUCCCCUCAAAGUGACUCAAUCAGACUCUCUGUUACUGUAAUCCUUCCAAAGCCCAGCAUCUCUACGACUCCAGUUGGACAGUUGACCUGGGGUCAAGACGUUAGCAUCACUUGUUCAAUCUCAACUCAGCAUUUAGGUGGAACAUUUACUCUGCAGCAGAGCUCAGGCUCAUUCAGGAAAAGCCAAAUAUCGAGUGCAACCUCAGUUACAUUUAACAUUACUGAAGUGAAUUUCAAUAACGAAGGAUUGUAUCAGUGUCAAUAUCAGACAAGGAUUUCAAGUCAAGACUUCAGAUCCCCACAAAGUGAUUCUGUCGGAGUUUCUGUUACUGUGAUCCUUCCAAAUCCCACCAUCUCAACAAACACUGGUGGUGCAGUAACCUGGGGUCAAGAUGUUAGCAUCACUUGUUCAAUCUCAACUCAGCAUUUAGGUGGAACAUUCACUCUGCAGCAGAGCUCAGGCUCAUUCAGGAAAAGCCAAACAUCGAGCACAAACUCUGCUGUCUUUAGAAUCCCUGAAGUGAACUUCAGUAACGAGGGAUUGUAUCAGUGCCAGUAUCACACAAGGGUUUCAGGGCGAGACUUCAGCUCCCCUCAAAGCAGUUCUGUCAGAAUAUCUGUUACAUUGAUCCUCCCAAAGCCCAGUGUCUUUGUGAUUCCUGUGGGGAAGGUGACCUGGGGACAUCACGUUAGCAUCACUUGUUCAAUCUCAACUCAGCAUUUAGGUGGAACAUUCACUCUGCAGCAGACCUCAGGCUCAUUCAGGAAAAGCCAAACAUCGAGUACAAACUCUGCUUCCUUCAAUAUCACUCAAGUGACCUUCAGUAAUGAGGGAUCAUACCAGUGUCAGUAUCAGACAAGAGUUUCAAGUCGAGACUUCAGCUCCCCAGAAAGCGACCCUGUCGGAUUGUCUGUUGCAGUGACACUGCAGCAGCCCAGCAUCUGCCUGACAUCUCCUAACACCGGGCUGGUCUGUGGUCCUGAAGGUGCAGAGGUCAUCAGAGGUGACGACUUUGUCUUCACCUGCUCCAUUUCCUCCCACUUUCCUGGAGGGGUUUUCUCUCUCAUCUUCUCAGGCUCCAACAUCACCGAGACCAAGCCAGCUAUCAAUAACUCAGCCUCCUUUAGUUUUCCUGAAGCUGACUAUGAACACCAGGGCAACUAUAGCUGUGUGUAUGAGGUCGUAGUCGUCUCGAGGACAUUCACCUCAACCUUCACAGCAAUGAGUGUCACCAUUAAGAAGGCUGGAUUGAAGCUGUACUUAAUGGGUAUGACCAUGCUUGUCUCAGUCUCAGCAACCUUAUUGCUGCUUCUGCUGGUCUUGCCUGUGGUCUUUCUGGUCUGCAGGAGAAGGAGACAAGUGGAGAAGUCUGAAGACCUUGUCCAUUUUCAAAUUAUUUCAAACAAUUACACCACUGAUGGUGAGGAAGAGCCGCAUUAUAUCAGCUUUAAGCAGAACAACACAACGAAGAAGGUGGAUCAAGAACAGUGUAUGGAGAGAGUUGUGUGUGAAGAGGAUCAUGAUCAUGAGUGAAAAAGAAAAUGAAAGGGCUGCCAACUUUUUCUUUUCAGUUGGAGUAGAAGGUGGGAGAGCUGAAAGGUCCCUUUAAAUUGUUUAUAAGUGUGACUGUGUGUUCAAAAAUAGAAUAAAUACCACAGCACGAUAAUACUUUUAAUAAUUCAGUCAUUAUCAGCCCAAAUUUGCUCUCUGUGUUGCUUAGAAAAAGAUUUCUUAGUUUAUAAAUAAUUAUGAAACACUCAGCAAAAACUGAGACUUAAAGUCUCAGUAUUUGCAUUAUUAAUCAUUAUCGCAGGUCAAGGUCAUAGGUCACUGUUCUAUCAUAGGACUCAGUGUUUAAAUGUAAUGAUAAUUGAUUAUUCUUUCUAAAUUAAAAUGCCAAUGAGACAUGUGUACCAAAUAUUGAUACAAUUAUCAAAUACUAACUUUGAUUAUUUGUACGUUUAUUUUUAUAGUUGUUCACUUUUUGCCUAAAAUUCAAAGUUUUAGUAACUACAGUUUAUGUGUUUGAUUUGUCAGAGAGAUCUGUGUGCCUCAUGGUCUGAUAAAUCAUCAAUAGGAUAUAGAUUUGUGUUGGUUGCUUCCAGCUGUUUGAAUUUAACACCUGCAGAUUCAGACAGUAGACAUAUGUGUACAUUUGUGAGCUGUGUACAUUUUAGCAUGUAACACAGUAACGCUAAAUUUAUUAAUUAUUCAGUUAUUCCAGUCACACACACAGAGGAUAGUUCCAGUAAAUCACACUUUACUUUUAUAUAACUAAGUGAGGUGAGUGGUCACACACAGUUGCAUUAGUUACACUCGGUAGCUGUCCUCAGGUUGAAGAGUCCUGAGCUCCACGUAGCAAUUAUCUAUUUUAUACUUUAUUCUAAUAACAAGUGAUGUGUAAGUUGAUGCACUUAUUAUAGCAAAUAAUAAUCAUUUUCAUCAUCAUCAUCAUUGUUGCAAAAUUUAAAUGUAACCUCAUUAUUUGUGGUUUUAAUCAUUGUGUCAUUACUGUGCACAUGGAUGUUGUUCAGCUUUACUCCAAAUUUAAAUAAAGACUACUGCCAAAAUAUA
This is a messenger RNA of Oreochromis niloticus (Nile tilapia), 7966 nucleotides long. Its product is annotated as immunoglobulin superfamily member 1. The record is from RefSeq and is a predicted model, not a curated record. Gene Ontology annotation, cellular component: membrane. The transcript is spliced from 20 exons. Lineage: Eukaryota; Metazoa; Chordata; Actinopteri; Cichliformes; Cichlidae. Gene Ontology annotation, biological process: immune response-regulating signaling pathway. Bases 1556 to 6925 code for a protein of 1789 amino acids.